This is a messenger RNA of Aspergillus lentulus, 498 nucleotides long. Its product is annotated as transcriptional coactivator p15/PC4 family protein. Lineage: Eukaryota; Fungi; Ascomycota; Eurotiomycetes; Eurotiales; Aspergillaceae. Gene Ontology annotation, biological process: positive regulation of transcription initiation by RNA polymerase II. Gene Ontology annotation, molecular function: transcription coactivator activity; DNA binding. The record is from RefSeq and is a predicted model, not a curated record.
AUGCCGUCUGGGCCCGGGAAGCGCUUGCCAAGUGUCAGCGAUGACUGCAACAACAAUGAAAACUUCCAGCAGAAGAAAGCAAAAACCGAAGCAUCAAUGAGUUCAUCACCUCACAACAUGCUCAACGCAGUGAACUGGAAAGUUGAUGCAAAUGGAGACAAAUUCUGGGAGCUUUCUAAAAUGCGUCGUGUCACUAUCUCCUCCUUUCGAGGGAAGACACUCGUCAACAUCAGAGAGUACUACGAGAAGGAUGGGCAAGAGCUCCCCGGGAAAAAGGGUAUUUCUUUACCAAUUGACCAGUUCUCUGUUCUUGUAACAUUAUUACCAGAUAUUGAAAUGGCGCUUAAAGAGAGCGGGGAGUUUGUGCCACGGCCAGAUUAUCCUCAGGCUAAGAAAAAGCCAAAUGGGGAUGAUAGUGAUGAAACAGACCAUAGCGCGGAAUCUGAGAGCAAAUAUUCAAUGAAGAAGAAUAUUGAAGCAACCAGUGAGGAAGACUAG